This is a messenger RNA of Penicillium riverlandense, 1446 nucleotides long. RefSeq lists its product as uncharacterized. NCBI's taxonomy places the organism in Eukaryota, Fungi, Ascomycota, Eurotiomycetes, Eurotiales, Aspergillaceae. Bases 1 to 1446 code for a protein of 481 amino acids. Gene Ontology annotation, molecular function: nucleotide binding; oxidoreductase activity; structural constituent of ribosome. The transcript is spliced from 5 exons. Gene Ontology annotation, cellular component: ribosome; cytoplasm. The record is from RefSeq and is a predicted model, not a curated record. Gene Ontology annotation, biological process: translation; NADPH regeneration.
AUGGCAGCUAACGGGCCCAAAGGCCUCUUUGCCAAAGAGCAGCACCUGCCCGCCGUACAAGCCACGCCAGACCUGCACCUCAAGGCCAUCUACUCGCGGUCUCUCAAAUCAGCCCAAGACCUCGCCACCGGCACAUCCGCCUCAGCCGUCGAUCUCUACUCUGAGGAUUCCGGGUCCGGCAAGUCCUACGCAGACCUGCUCGCUCGCGCAGACAUCGAAGCCGUCAUCAUCGGUCGCAGCCUCCCGAUCCUCGCCCAGCCGGAAUUCAUCCAGAAAGCCGUGUUAGCAGGCAAACAUGUCCUGUCCGAAAAGCCCAUUGCCAAGGACGUCGCGACAGCCCAGGAGCUGCUGCGCUGGUACCAGGCCAAUGUCGACCCUGUCAAGACCCUCUGGGCUGUCGGUGAAAACUGGCGCUACAUGACGAAACUGAUUUUUGCGGCGGAGCAGGUGCGCAGCCUGGGCGCUGUUCGGAAUUUCAGGGUGAAUGUGCAUAGUCUGGUUAAGCCGGAUAACAAGUACUUCUGUAGGUCGAUGGGCCGUGCCAUGACCCUUCCCCAAAAAUACUAUGUAGUCUACUCUACUGACGCUCGGACUACAGUGACAUCCUGGCGCAAGACCCCGGCCUAUCAAGGCGGGUUCUUGCUCGAUGGCGGCGUGCACAUGGUCGCUGCGCUGCGUCUGAUCCUAGGAUUCGACCCCAUCACGACUGUCUCCGCGCAGUCGCAGCAACUUCAGGAGUACCUCCCGCCCGUCGACACAGUGGACGCGGUGGUGAAAACCCAAUCCGGGGCGACGGGCGUCGUGUCUCUGUCUUGGGGAUCGUCGUUCAGCGACAACGUCUUCGAGUUUGCCUGUGAGAAGGGGGUGGUGCUGGUGCAUUUUGAUGGGGUUACGGUUAACGGCGUCGACCAUCCUAUCGAGUUUGAUGGGAAAGGUGUUGGCCCUGAAGUUGCAGAGUUCGCCCGCACCAUUGUCCAUGGUCGCCCGGUUGAGAAGCGACAGUCUCCCGGGGAGGCAUUGGCGGAUCUGGAGGUGUUGGAGGGAAUGCUGCGCAGUGGGGAACAGAAUGGCGAGAGGAUAUCAAUCGCGUGCACCGCGCGCUUCAACCGUCACCAGUCUGACCGGUUCAAGUGCGUGCCGUCGGCAUGGCGCAAGCCCAAGGGUAUUGACAAUGCUGUCCGCCGCCGCUUCAAGGGCCAGAUUGCCAUGCCCUCCAUCGGCUACGGCAGCAACAAGAAGACCCGCCACCUCAUGCCCUCGGGCCACAAGGCCUUCCUCGUCCACAACCCCAAGGAUGUCGAGCUCCUCCUGAUGCACAACCGCACCUACGCUGCCGAGAUCGGCCACGCCGUCUCCUCCCGCAAGCGCGUCGACAUCAUUGCCAAGGCCAAGGCUCUCGGCGUCAAGGUCACCAACUCCAAGGGCCGUGUCACCACCGAGGCAUAA